Molecule: messenger RNA, 6558 nt
Organism: Scatophagus argus
Lineage: Eukaryota; Metazoa; Chordata; Actinopteri; Scatophagidae
Product: circadian locomoter output cycles protein kaput-like
Exons: 25
Coding region: 865-3471 (868 amino acids)
Biological process (GO): regulation of transcription by RNA polymerase II; circadian regulation of gene expression
Cellular component (GO): nucleus; CLOCK-BMAL transcription complex; cytoplasm
Molecular function (GO): protein dimerization activity; E-box binding; DNA-binding transcription factor activity, RNA polymerase II-specific
Source: RefSeq, a predicted model, not a curated record
UCAUUUCCCUUCUGAAGAUCACUCAGCGACCCGCUUCUGCUGCUACUGUACUUGCAAAAUAGUGCGCCCUACUGUCUCUAAUGCGCAUGACUGUACGUCGUAAUAUGAAGUAGGCCUCCUGUUUUUCUCCCCAACCCUCCUGGCCCCCACCACCUCGAUGCAACGUUCAAGUAAGCAAAACACUGAAGCUGCUGUCGAUUAUUCGGGAAGCGUGCGGAAGCGGUCGGACUGCAGAGGAGGCUUCGGGACUGUUUCCGCACGCUUGAGGGAGAGCAAGGCCCAGUGACCCACAUUCAGAGCCGCCUGUGUCUAUGUGUACGAGUGGGCGAGCGUGUGCGCGUAUUCCUGUCAGUGUGUGUAUGUGUGUGCCCGUGGACUGUGUCUGUGUGUGUACAUACAUCUGCCGCGAAAAUGUUUCCACCAUUGCUGGUUUUAGACAUUUCUCCGCGACCGACAUUUACGUUUCUGUGGGAUUUUACGAGGAUCUUGCCCCGCGCGGAUGUUUCAGCUCAGUUUUCUCGCGGUGUUUGAGGACCAAUGGUGAGCAGUGGCUAACGUGAACAUUUGUUAGUGCCUAGAAGGAUCAGAAAUAAAACGGCAAAUAAUUUUGCCUGCAAAGAGACAUUCCAGAAAGUUUGGUUGAACACCAUGCCUUUCUCGUGGUCUGGUCUCCUCUCGUGACCCUGAUGACCUCAACACCAGUUUUGACCAUAGAGUCAUCUUCGGCCCCAAACCCUUUCCACGACCCCUGAGAAAAUACGUUGACUGACUGAGUGCAUAAGCUGCAUUGGGGUGGUCUUCCAAAUGCCUACCUCACGCCUAAAGAGCAAAGCACUACAACCACAGCCCUGAUCAGCAGCCAUCAUGACAUCAAGCAUAAGGGAUGAUUGUAGCAUCUUUGAUGGGUUGAUGGAAGAAGAUGAGAAGGACAAAGCAAAACGUGUGUCCCGUAACAAGUCUGAGAAGAAACGGAGAGACCAGUUCAAUGUCCUCAUCAAGGAGCUCGGCACGAUGUUGCCGGGUAACACCAGGAAGAUGGACAAGUCCACCAUCUUGCAGAAAAGCAUUGACUUCCUGUGUAAACACAAAGAGAUCGCAGCCCAGUCAGAGUCAAGCGAGAUCCGGCAGGACUGGAAACCUCCAUUUCUUAGCAAUGAGGAGUUCACUCAGCUCAUGUUGGAGGCCCUGGAUGGGUUCUUUAUAGCAAUAAUGACUGAUGGGAACAUCCUCUAUGUCUCUGAGAGUGUCACCUCUCUUCUGGAACACCUACCAACGGACUUGGUGGACCAAAACCUGUUGAACUUCCUGCCAAUAGGGGAGCACUCUGAUGUGUACAAGGCUCUGUCCAUGCACCCCACUGACCCAGAGAGCCUUAACACCGAUUUCCUGAAGACUAAGAACCACAUGGAGUUCUGCUGCCAUAUGCUGCGAGGGGCCAUUGACCCCAAAGAACCCCCUGUCUACGAAUAUGUUAAAUUCAUUGGUAACUUCAAGUCACUCAACAAUGUUCCCAAUGUAACGAGAAAUGGUCUAGCAGGGGUGUUACAACGCUCCCUACAACCUGCGUUUGAUGACCAGGUGUGCUUUGUAGCCACCGUUCGGCUGGCCAAACCGCAGUUUAUCAAGGAAAUGUGUACAGUGGACGAGCCAAAUGAAGAAUUCACCUCCAGGCACAGUCUAGAGUGGAAGUUCCUCUUCUUAGACCACAGAGCUCCACCAAUCAUAGGCUACCUGCCUUUUGAAGUCUUGGGUACAUCAGGGUACGACUAUUACCAUGUAGAUGACCUGGAGACGCUAGCCAAGUGUCACGAACACUUGAUGCAGUACGGUAAAGGGAAGUCUUGCUACUACCGUUUCCUGACUAAAGGUCAACAGUGGAUCUGGCUCCAGACGCACUAUUACAUCACCUAUCACCAGUGGAACUCUCGGCCUGAGUUUAUCGUGUGCACACACACAGUAGUCAGUUAUGCAGAGGUGAGGGCAGAACAUCGCAGAGAGCUGGGCAUUGAGGAGUCCAACCCAGAAGUUACUGCAGAUAAGAGUCAGGACUCUGGCUCAGAGUCCCAGCUGAAUACAUCCAGCCUCAAGGAGGCUCUGGAGCGAUUUGACCACAGCCGAACACCAUCAACCUCCUCACGGAGUUCCCGCAAGUCCUCAUCGCAUGUCUCUGACAACACUUGCACUUCAGCAACAGCCUCCAAGCUACACAUGGACACGGCCACGCCUCCUCGGCAGUCGCUGGCCUCAACCAUGGAGAUGACAUCACAGCGCCGCUCAUCCAUCGGCAGCCAGUCUAUGAGCUCUCAGACCACAGGCCAGAGUGUGACUCCAGGUAUGAUCACUCAGCAACAGCAGCAGCAGCAACAGCAGCAGCAACAACAACAACAACAACAACAACAACAGCAGCAACAACAGCAGCAACCACAGCAGCAACCACAGCAGCUGCAGACAAACGUGCAGCCGGUGAUGGAGUUCUCAGCGCAGGUGAAUGCCAUGCAGCAUCUAAAGGAGCAGCUGGAACAGAGAACAAGAAUGAUCCAAGCCAACAUCCAGCGGCAGCAGGAGGAACUGCGACACAUCCAAGAGCAGCUGCAGAGAGUCCAGGGACAGGGCAUUCAGAUGUUGCUGCAGCAGCAGGGUGGAGCGACAAAUGUACAGCUGCCCCAGCCCCAGACCCAGCCCCAGCCCCAGACUCAGACCCAGCCCCAGACCCAGCCCCAGCGUCAGUCCCAGCAGCCUCCCCAGGCUCAGUCCCAGACCCAGAGCUCUGUGUCUGCUCCACUAUACAACACCAUGAUGAUCUCCCAGCCGGGGCAGCCCAACGUGCUGCAGAUCAGCACCAGCCUGCCGCAGAACAACACACAGCAAGGCACCACCGUGGCCACUUUCACGCAGGACCGACAGAUCCGAUUCCCAGCAGGUCAGCAACUUGUGACCAAGCUUGUGACAGCUCCAAUGGCAUGUGGAGCAGUCAUGGUCCCCACCUCCAUGUUCAUGGGACAGGUGGUCACUGCAUACAACCCCUUUGGUGGUCAACAGCAGGGAGGACAAACGCAGACACUGACUCUGCAAGCAGCCCAACCGAACCAAGGUCAACCCGACAACCAAAACCAGACAGCUGUAGUGGCUCCAAGCGGCCAGCAGGGGCAGCAGCAACAACAGCAAUUCCUACAGGGCACUCGUCUUCUCCACAGUAACCAGUCUACCCAGCUGAUUCUGCAGGCAGCUUUCCCACUCCAACAGCAGGGCACCUUCACCCAGGCAACGCACCAACAGCAACCACAGCAACAACAACAACAACAACAGCAGCAGCAGCAGCAGCAGCAACAGCAGCAACGGCAACAGCAGCAGCAGCAACAACAACAAUCUCACCACCAGAGGCACCAGCAGCAGCUGAAACCUCAGCCCCAGAAACAACAGAAAACCCCUUCAUCACACAGAACUGACAGUGUCAGCAGCCAGCCACAAUAAAGACUGGCGGAAAACACGUGAAACUCUUGAGGGAUUGCUGCAUACAGUUGUGUUGGUCAUGUAUCGACAAAUAUCCCUUUCCCCAAAAUAAUGGCCCUCCCUUCCUCUAUCUGAAAGAAAUGAAUUGCAAGGAAAUGCAAGGAACUCUCCCAGGACUGUCAGCAUGGCAACAGGAUGGAUUAAUAUCUCCCUUUCCAUCACCAGAGGAGGAAGUGUGAACCCCACAAAAAUUGAGAGAACACGGUAACAAAAGACUUUUUUUUUCUUUUUUUCUUUAAAGGUGUGUCAAGUGGACUGAUCCUUGUACAGAUUUACUGUAUGAUAAAAGACAACCUGUAAAUAUCCAAUAUAGCCUAACAGGAAACAGAACUGUAGUAUUUUAUAUGAUUGCAUGGAAAGAAUAACUGUGUAAGCUUUUAUUAGUCGCUUUUGAAAAACAAAUUUUUACUUUGUUCAAGUGUUUUCUGAUCUCAGAACCCUUUCUCUACCCCUUUCUCUAAAAGAAAAAAGUCCAUAAUAAGGCUUUAAUAAGUUUUGUCAGUUUGUUUAAAAAAAUGGUUGGGCGUGGGUUUUUUCUUUUGUGUGUUUUUAAACACUGUGUCUCUGAGACAAAAAUGGCUCUUUUUACCUUUGUAACUACACAUUAUGUUUGGCAAGAAACUAGAUUACAGUUUACUGAAUUAUUUGCAGGAAGAUCACUGUACGUGUAACGGGUUUAGUGAUUCCAAGUGCCAAUAACAUAGCCAAUUAUGUUGUUUUUAUUUCGAGCAGACUAUUCAAAGGCGUAUAUAUAUUUUCCAACAAGAUAUUACCCCUAAUAAAGUUCAUGCGUGUGUAUAUAUUAGGGAUUAUUUUUUAACAGUCAGAGAGCCCUAUAUGUAACAAACAGUAUAUCCUCAACCCCCCGAAACCUUAGCACUUGAUGUGGUUGUGUACAGUAAAUCACUGUCGAGACCUUGUUGUUUGUAAUCUGUGGUGUGAUUUUGUGAGCUAAUGUUUGUUUUUGGGAAAACAAUCUCUGUGUGCAUGAGAGUGUCUGUGCUUGGUGUGUGUGUGUGUGUGUGUGUAUGUGCGUGUGCUUGUUGCCCCUUGUGUCUUACAAUGAUUGACUUAGUAAGGGUUUGAAGUUGCUGGACGGUACUUGUAUUCUCAGGAAUGUGGAAAGUUUAUUGCUUCUGCCUCAGUCUGGAACCAGACCAGGAAGGAUUAGCCAGUGAUGCCACAAAGACCAGAGUAAGAAGUGUCACAAAGGGUGUGGUGAUUGAAUUAAAUUUGACCCAGAUUUCUUCAAGCUUUCAGUGUUGUUUUCUUAUCAAAACAGUAUGGAUAAUAUGGUGAAGUCUCAGAAGAGAGUAAAAAUUUUGUAAGGAUCGUGGUUUGUUAAGAUGUGACAGGGUAGAAAUACAGAAAAAUCUUUUUCAGCUCUUCACACAGAUUGGAACAGAUUGGCUUCAUUGUACCAGUGAAUCUACAUUUACCUGCAACAGUCUCAUGGUCUUCUGUAUCAUCAGUGUUUCAUUCUUCUUUCUCUUAAUAGGCCUCAGAAACCCUCAUGCAGUUUAGUUCACUGAUCUCUCAGUUCUCAAACAGCAGUUAAAACCAGGGCUGUGCCCAAGGCCAUUUUAAACACAGAUGGAAAUGGGCUCAGCCCCUCUACUACAGAUGUAAGCCAUAUCAAACAGAAAAGCCUUGGACUGGGGGAAGUGUAAUGGUUGGUAAAGGAGCUUUUAAAAUGUGUAGUUUUGUCUCAGAGUGUGAUAAAGACUGUGUGUGUGUGCGUGUGCGGAUGUGUGUUUGCGUAGCAUCUCCUCUUCUUGAUCCUACUUCUUGUAUCACUCGGGGGUCUGUAUUGGCUUCCCCUGGCGAUAGCCAAUCAGUUCUUGCGUUGCAGUAUAAAGAAAUAAUUGUAAUAUUCAAGAAACUUCCUUUCUGGAUGGGCUUAGUAUUUUGCAAAGCCCGUGUGUGGGACAGCUCGACUUGAAUACAUGUUUGUGUGUCAGAGAGUGUUUGUAUGCAUGUUAACUUUCACUGUAACCCAUUAUAUUUUCAUAUGGAAACAGAUGUGUGACUGAGGAAGAAUGGGUGUUUGGCAAUGCAGAGCAUUGGUCACCUGUCCAGCUAUAAAGAAUAAGGGCAGUGUUAUUGUUUUACAAUGACAGAAUGACAACAAACACUUAUCACGACAACUGCACAUCUGACCAGUCUCAAAUGGUAACCCUCGGAGAUAGGUUUUUAAUUUGGAAUAGUUAUUUGAGCAGCUAAGCAGGGGCAAAACUUCUUCUUGACUUUGUCAGCAAAUGAGGAACAAAAGAGAAGAUUUACAGUGAGGGUCUUACUAUUUGAACCAGGUCUUCCACCCAUCACAUAGAAAAUGUAGAUCCUCCAGAGACUAGUUUGUGUUUAAGGUAUCACUGUAAAGUGAGUAAGUAAUGUUGAAGUGUUUAUAGUUUGUGUCACUGAUACCCAGCCCAAAGAAUGUAAAGGUGUUAUAAAGAGACUAAUGGAUGUUGUAACUGUUGAUUAUGGGGAACCUUUUGACAGGCUUUGUGAUGAAGGAAGAGGGAUGUGAUGAAAAAUCAUGUUUCUCACUGCUCAAUCCAUACAUAAAAUCUUAAAUACAAUCUUAUUUACAGGCUUUGCAUUGUAAAAGAACUUCUGAAUGUUUCACCAUUACAAACUUUCUGUUUCUGUUUUUGCAACAAUAAUUUGACCUGGUUGGGAAAAAGUUUAAAAGCUCUUGAAAGGUUGUAGGAUAUUUGGAACGGGACACCAUGACACUGACCACCCCCACAGAGAUACACAGAUCACCUUUCCACUACAAAAUUUGGUUCUGAAGAGUCCCAGCUCUAGUAUAAUACUGUACACAGACACAAAGCUAAGAACACCAGUAUUCAGUGUAACAGUGCUAUGCUUACCUGUACUGUAUGUACAGUAUGUAUAUCCCUUCUUUUGCUCUUGAACUGUGCUCCUUUAUCUACCCCAAAGUCAAAUGUAAUAAUCAAUAUUUUGAAGCAAAAUGUUUGCUAUUAUUAUAACCCCCUGCUCCCCCCUUGGUCAAUUUGAAAAUAAAAACAGUUUAAAAUAUCA